Messenger RNA from Neoarthrinium moseri, 1530 nucleotides. RefSeq lists its product as uncharacterized. NCBI's taxonomy places the organism in Eukaryota, Fungi, Ascomycota, Sordariomycetes, Amphisphaeriales, Apiosporaceae. Bases 1 to 1530 code for a protein of 509 amino acids. The record is from RefSeq and is a predicted model, not a curated record. The transcript is spliced from 2 exons. Gene Ontology annotation, molecular function: phosphatase activity.
AUGGGACGUCCGAGGCUGAUCAUCGUUAUCAGGCACGCCCAGUCUGAGGGCAACAAAAAUAGGGAUAUCCACCAGACCGUUCCCGAUCACCGUGUCAAACUGACCUCUGAUGGCUGGGAUCAGGCCCGCGAAGCCGGCCGCCGACUGCGUUCAAUACUUCGAGACGAUGAUACUGUGCAAUUCUUCACAUCGCCGUACCGGCGGACCCGGGAAACGACCGAGGGUAUCUUGGAGACCCUCACCUCCGACGAUCCAGACCCAACGCCCUUCAAGCGAUCCAAUAUCACAGUCUACGAGGAGCCGCGUCUGCGCGAGCAGGACUUUGGCAACUUCCAGCCCUGCAGCGCCGAGAUGGAGCGCAUGUGGCAGGAGCGUGCCGACUACGGCCAUUUCUUCUACCGCAUCCCAGAUGGCGAGUCUGCUGCUGAUGCCUACGACCGCGUCUCGGGCUUCAACGAGUCGCUGUGGCGCCAAUUUGGCGAAGACGACUUCCCCAGCGUCUGCGUGCUCGUCACGCACGGCCUCAUGUCUCGGGUCUUUCUGAUGAAAUGGUACCACUUCAGCGUCGAGUACUUCGAGGACCUGCGCAAUAUCAACCACUGCGAGUUCCUCAUCAUGAAGAAGCAGGAAGACGGCGGCAAGUAUAUCCUUCAAAACAAACUACGGACCUGGUCUGCCCUGCGGAAGGAGAGGGCUGCGCUCAAGGCCAAGGAGGAUGCCGAGAAGGCAAAAGAGGACGAGGCCAUCUCUACCGCGCCGGGGACCGCUGGAAAGGACAGCCUGAAGCUUGAACGUCAGAGUGCCUCGCCCAUUGUCCCACGCCGCUGGGGUGGUUGUCCAGAGGGCUGUAAUCAUGCACAGCACUUCAAGAUCCGGCGAGACCUUGCCGAGCUUCGGUCAGUAGACGAGAAGAAUGCUGCGAAGCAUUGCAUCACCGCUACUAGCACGGCCAAUGCGGCCAACACCAUCGCCUUGCGUCGGAACGGUCUUCCUCGCCACGCAAAUUCGUCCGAUGACGAUUCAGACGACCCCCGCGGCGUACCAAACAGCGGGCCGAAAAUUGACAUUAGUAAAGCCCGAGAGGAGGUCGUGUCCUCCCCGGACGGUACGCCCUCGUAUAUCACCGUGGAGGAUCGCCUGCGCAACCACUCCAAAAGCCCCAAGUUCUUGCACGUGGGCCGCGAUUUUGGCGGGACUCACAGUGGCGCGAACAGUGAUGCCGAGAUGUCGGAGGAUGACGCACGGCGGCGCCUGGCCAACAUCGCGGUUAGAGUCAAGCCCACCAAUGGUGCCAAUGGGGUGAACGGGGCCGCCAAGGGAGAAGCUACUGGCACGGGCAAAUACCUGACCGACAGUGGCAUGGGCCGCAGGGCGCAUGCUAAUAGGCUUGGUGAUGCGCCGCUCACCAGCUCGGACCAGGGUUCCGAGGACGGCGGCGACGAGCGAGAGGAGGGCGACCACGAGCCCGAAGAUGACGACCUGGACAAGGCGGAGAAGCAGGAUAAGAGCAUCAUUGGUAGCGUCUACUGA